Messenger RNA from Homo sapiens (human), 6419 nucleotides. RefSeq names its product dpy-19 like 4 (gene DPY19L4). Lineage: Eukaryota; Metazoa; Chordata; Mammalia; Primates; Hominidae. The transcript has 19 exons. Bases 100 to 2493 code for a protein of 797 amino acids. The record is from RefSeq and is a predicted model, not a curated record. Gene Ontology annotation, cellular component: membrane.
AGGAGCGGGCCCCCGGAGGCCGAGGGGUUCGGCGACGCGGAGGGAGGGAGAGUCUGGGCCGCGCGGGAGCCGCAGGGCGCCCUAGCCUUCGCAGAAACGAUGGCGGAGGAAGAAGGUGAUUGCCGCGGGGUCCAGCGCGCCAACGGCUGCCAGUGGUCUCGGGAAGGAGGGGCGGGGGCGCUGGAGGUCUGGGUUGGAGCUGCUGGUGGCCGCGGUCGCGGUGGCGGCCGCGCGGGCAGGGCGGGAAGGAGCGCGGCGCCCAGGAGAGGACUGCGGAGAAAUUCAGGAGAGCGGAGCAAAUGGCCCGAAGUUUUGUCGGCCGAAUUGGGAAGCAAAGGACCACCUGUAGAGCUGCGCCAAAGAAAAAAGCCAAAGUCUUCAGAAAAUAAGGAAUCUGCCAAAGAAGAGAAAAUCAGUGACAUUCCAAUUCCUGAAAGAGCUCCAAAACAUGUAUUAUUUCAACGCUUUGCAAAGAUUUUCAUUGGCUGUCUUGCAGCGGUUACUAGUGGUAUGAUGUAUGCUCUCUACUUAUCAGCAUACCAUGAACGGAAAUUCUGGUUUUCCAACAGGCAGGAGCUUGAACGGGAAAUCACGUUUCAGGGUGACAGUGCCAUUUAUUACUCCUAUUAUAAAGAUAUGUUAAAGGCACCUUCAUUUGAAAGAGGUGUUUACGAACUGACACACAAUAACAAAACUGUAUCUCUGAAGACUAUAAAUGCAGUGCAGCAAAUGUCUCUGUAUCCGGAACUUAUUGCUAGCAUUUUAUAUCAAGCCACUGGUAGCAAUGAGAUUAUUGAGCCAGUGUAUUUCUAUAUUGGCAUUGUUUUUGGAUUGCAAGGAAUAUAUGUUACUGCUUUAUUUGUUACAAGUUGGCUUAUGAGUGGAACAUGGCUAGCAGGAAUGCUUACUGUUGCGUGGUUCGUUAUUAACAGGGUAGAUACAACAAGAAUUGAAUACUCCAUUCCUUUAAGAGAAAACUGGGCACUACCAUAUUUUGCAUGCCAAAUUGCUGCACUUACAGGCUAUUUAAAAAGCAACUUAAAUACUUAUGGAGAGAGGUUUUGCUACUUGUUGAUGAGUGCUUCAACUUACACAUUUAUGAUGAUGUGGGAGUAUAGCCACUAUCUCCUGUUUCUUCAAGCAAUAUCUCUAUUCCUGCUAGAUACCUUUUCAGUGGAGCAAAGUGACAAGGUUUAUGAAGUUUAUAAAAUCUACAUAUUUUCCCUCUUUCUGGGAUAUUUACUACAGUUUGAGAAUCCAGCUUUGUUGGUAUCUCCUUUAUUAAGUUUAGUAGCAGCCUUAAUGCUUGCUAAGUGCCUUCAGCUGAAUGUGAAGAAAGGAAGUUUUGUAGCUAAAAUAAUAAAAGUGAUUAAUUUUUACUUGGUGUGUACUCUGACAAUAACAUUGAAUAUUAUAAUGAAGAUGUUUGUCCCACACAAAGAAAAUGGGCACAUGCUGAAAUUCCUUGAAGUAAAAUUUGGACUAAAUAUGACCAAGAAUUUUACAAUGAAUUGGCUCCUCUGUCAAGAAUCCCUGCAGGCACCAUCUCAAGAUUUUUUUCUGCGAUUGACACAGUCUUCUUUAUUACCUUUCUACAUUCUAGUGUUAAUUAUUUGUUUUCUUUCUAUGUUGCAAGUUAUUUUUAGGAGGAUUAAUGGUAAGUCCCUGAAGGAAACUGUUACUCUUGAAGAUGGACGAAUUGGAGAAAGACCAGAAAUAAUUUAUCAUGUAAUUCACACUAUUUUAUUGGGUUCUCUUGCAAUGGUUAUAGAAGGCUUGAAGUACAUCUGGAUUCCUUAUGUGUGCAUGUUAGCAGCAUUUGGUGUAUGUUCUCCCGAACUUUGGAUGACACUUUUCAAGUGGCUUCGAUUAAGAACUGUACACCCAAUAUUGUUGGCUCUUAUUCUGAGCAUGGCCGUGCCUACUAUAAUAGGUCUCAGCUUAUGGAAAGAGUUUUUUCCCAGAUUAAUGACAGAAUUAAUGGAACUACAGGAAUUCUAUGACCCAGAUACAGUGGAACUUAUGACCUGGAUAAAAAGGCAAGCUCCAGUUGCAGCUGUGUUUGCAGGGAGUCCACAGUUAAUGGGUGCGAUUAAAUUAUGCACUGGAUGGAUGGUGACAAGUUUGCCUCUUUACAAUGAUGAUGAUCUUCUCAAGAGAAAUGAAAAUAUCUACCAAAUCUAUUCAAAGCGAUCUGCUGAGGAUAUUUAUAAAAUACUGACAUCUUACAAAGCUAAUUACCUAAUUGUAGAGGAUGCUAUCUGCAAUGAGGUGGGACCCAUGAGAGGCUGUAGGGUUAAAGAUUUAUUAGACAUUGCAAAUGGCCACAUGGUUUGUGAAGAAGGUGACAAGCUAACCUACUCAAAAUAUGGGCGAUUUUGUCAUGAGGUCAAAAUUAACUAUUCUCCAUAUGUGAAUUAUUUCACUAGAGUAUACUGGAACAGAUCCUACUUUGUAUAUAAAAUCAACACUGUGAUAUCCUUCCAGUCUUGAAAAAUAACAGAGCCUUCAUUUCAAAGACUACCUGAAGUAAAAUGCAGUUUUCUUCUACCUACUCGGUGUCUUUUGCAGAUCAGAGUAUGGACAUUUGAAAUAUUGCUGCUUCUUUCCCCCUUCUGCUGUUAACUGGAUCCAGAGUUCUGUGGGAAAUAGAAGAUCAAGCAUUACUGUCCUUUGAUUAAAUGUGAUAUCUACCACUCUGCAAUAUUCCAGACAGGUGUCUUCCUUACCGUUACAUGGUCUUUAACACUUUUACUGAUUGCAAUAUUUUCCCCAUAAAAUCUUCAUUCUAUUAUAAUAUUGAUCUUGAAUUUGAAUAUGUGCAAGGUCAGAUACAUUUCUCAAACAUAACAUUUAAUAAAUAAUGUGAUAUAAUUAUUUAAUAGAAAGAAUAAUUCCGACCUUCAAGCAAGUUUCUGAAGGUAUUUUAUGAUGUAUAACAACUGAAGUUUUACAAUAAAAACUAAUUUAAAUGUUAGCUGAAGAUAUGUGGCAUUUAAAUUAAAAUGGAAAUUAUAUAAAGGAAAGUGAUUUUUAAGGAUAUACAUAAAGAUAUAUUUAGAAUUUUCAUGAUACUGUUCUCCUCAUCUACUGCUUAUGUUAAGUGAGAACUUUCUUAGUAAUACAUAAUGCAUGAUGUUACUGCAUUUUCUAAAUGACUAGUAAGUGAUUAGUUUUUUCACUUAUGCCUAUUAAUUUGAUACCAAUUUAAUCAUGAUAAAACAAUAACCGUUAACAUAUAUUUUGUUAAAUGGACAUUUAAAAGAAUGUUGUUCAGGUUUUUUUUUUAAAUACUGAUAUGGGGCAUACAAUCUAUUCACAUGUUUUCUACUGAAGUACUAAGUAAAAAAAUUAAAUCAUUAUCAGAAUAAAAAUAUGUGUUCUAAAAUUAGCAACAAUUUCUGGGGAUACAUGCAGAUGUUGUUAAACGUACCUCUGCAUACAGAUAUAUUAUAAAACACAAGCAAUGUUAUUUAUGAAACUGUGAUGCAGUCUUCAACAUCAAGAAAAAAUGACAACUAUAAUAAAAUUUACAACACAGUUUCACAGUCUAAAUGCUAUGUUCCUUUAAGUAUUUUCAUAUUUUUAAUCAUUUAUUAAGAGAAAAUUGUGAAAAGUUAAUUUGGCCUUAUAGAGAGAUUCAGGAUAGAUGUAGCCUAUAGAUGUGUCAUUUUAAUAAGUUGGGAUACAUGUUUAGUUUUUCCUUAUAUUCCUGUUCAGUGAACAGAUUUUCAUAAUUCUCACUUGUUAAAGUGCUGCAAAAAUUGCAUUUUCAGUACUCUAAAUUACUACAUUAGAAGAGAGCAUUUCUCCAUUGUCUUUAUUUUCUGUUAUAUAUGUGUUGUAAAAGUACACUACAUUAGAAGGGAGCUUUUCCGUUGUCUUUAUUUUCUGUUAUACAUGUGUUGUUAAAGUACAUGCAUUCUUAGACUAACUCUCAGAUGCUUUGCUCUUUUGGAGCUGAAGAAUUGUUUGAUGGUGAUGUCAUAUAUCUGAUAGAUUAGUUUCAGUGGUUCUCAUUUCACUUUUAUACGUAAUUUCUUAACUAUAUUAAGAUAGUUGCAGGCAGUGUACCUCAGGUUGACUCUGUACAUCUGAAUAGUGAGUCACUAGUAUUUUGCUUCAAGCCUUCUGAAAAUAUAACCAUAGUUACCUAAGCACACAGUGAAUAGUCACAUGGUAGUACUUGUGAUUAGAGCAUGUAAAACAAUGUAAUUGAAAAGUCAGCUUCCAUAUUUUGUAGGGGAAAUAGAACACCCUACUUUUUAUCUAGUGUGAAAUAUUUAAUCGAAUUUUUGUUGAUUUAUAUUAUGUUACCUGUGCUGAAUUAGGUUUGGUACUUGUGUUUUGUUUGACAUAUUAGUAAGUUGCUUUUGCUUCUUUCUGUCAACUUAUUUUUUAAAUAAAAUUGAUCUGGAAAAAUUGUUAAUGGGAUGUUUUAAAUAAUGAAUUUUUCAUCCAGCAUCAGUUGAAAAGGAAAAGAAAGCUUCAUUAUGGAAAUGACAAUAUUGAAUAUGACAGAUAAGUUUAUUUGCUUCUGUUUUAACUGCAGUUAAUAGUACUAGACAACUUUAAGUGGAAAGCAUUUAGUUUAUUUCUUCACUUAUUUGUAGAGUGAACAAAUGAUUCACAAUUCUACAAGUAAUUCCACUUAGGUAACUUACAGUUGUUAGGUUUGACAAUAAAGAUCUACUAUGAGAGGAGAAGAAUUUAUGGGUUUUGGGUGGAAGGAAUUUCUCAAAGAAAUAAAAAAUGUUCUUUGCCCUUGAUACUGCAAACCCACUGAUACAAGUGCCUUGAAUUUAUUAUUAUUAUUAUUUUUUAUUUUUUUGAGAUGGAGUUUCACUCUUGUCUCCCAGGCUGGAGUGCAAUGGCGCGAUCUUGGCUCACUGCAACCUCCGCUCGCUGCAACCUCCGCCUCCCAGGUUCAAGUGAUUCUCCUGCCUCAGCCUCCGGAGUAGCUGGGAUUACAGGCACCUGCCACCAAGCACGGCUAAUUUUUGUAUUUUUAGUAGAAACGGGGUUUCGCCAUGUUGGCCAGGCUGGUCUCGAACUCCUGACCUCAGAUGAUCCACUCACCCCAGCCUCCCAAAGUGCUGGGAUUACAGACGUGAGCCACUGCGCCCGGCGCAAGUCUUUGUUAAAAGUAGAGAUGGAGGCCAGGCGCAGUGGCUCACUCCUGUAAUCCCAGCACUUUGGGAGGCUGAGGCAGGCAGAUCACGAGGUCAGGAGAUCGAGACCAUCUUGGCUAACACGGUGAAACCCCGUCUCUACUGAAAAUACAAAAAAUUAGCCGGGCAGGGUGGCGGGCGCCUGUAGUCCCAGCUACUCCGAGGCUGAAGCAGGAGAAUGGCGUCAAGCGGCGAGGCGGAGCUUGCGGUGAGCCGAGAUCAUGCCGCUGCACUCCAGCCUGGGCAACAGAGCAAGACUCCAUCUCAAAAAGAAAAAAAAAGUAGAGAUGGGAUCUCUAGCCUCCUAAGUUAAUUUAGCCUCCCAAAUGCCAGACAAAGAAUCUAACAUAAAAUUUACCUUGAAUAAGAUAUAUGAUAUUGAUUCUGAGCUGCUUUGUAUUUUUUCUGACUUUGGCAUCUGUAUCUUGGUGCUUUCUGUUAGACUGGUAGAGUUUAAGAACCUAAGGAGUAUGCAUUGUACUUCAGUGCUAACUUUUUUCUUCAUUUACUUUCUGUGUAUAUAGGCAGCAUAUUUUUUUUGUAGAACAUUAACCCAGAUUGCUAAUAGCUUCAUGUUACGGCAUUCUUCCACACAGUCCAGAUUGAUUUAAGGAAAAGCAGAAAUGGAAGUCAAAGUGUGUUAUAAAUUGAGACUGAAAAACAUGCUUUAAAAAAUAGAUUUAAUUUCUUACACUGUGAAUAGCCAUUGUAUUGUUUUGUUUCUGAUAAAUCAGUUGUUUUGGGCCCCUAUUUUUGAACUGUUAAAAAAUUUUGAUGCUUUUCGUGGAUAAAAGUAGUGCCUCUCUUUAUACAACUGAUGGGGUUUUAAAAAGUGUAAAUUGCCUUUUUUGUUAAACUUAUUUUAAAUGCUUUAGUAUUUAAAGGGUGUAUGUUAUUAAUUAAUCUGCAUAUUUGUAACGCAAAUAACUACUUCCUGAUUUACAUCUCAAUAUAUUCUUCUUUCAUUUGCCCAAUUUAAAAAAUACGUAGUCUCUAUUGUUGCUGUUUACUAAUAGUUUUAGAUCCCAAUGUGUAUUAGAAUUAUAGCUACAAAAAGUUGCAAGUAAAAUUUAGCAAUUUCCUAUUCAAACAGGAUCUCAUUAGUAUGUUUUUUAAUGUGUAGAAUUAACACUUUAAAAUAAACAGGUGUGAAAAUUAUAAAGGAAUAUAUAUGACAAUUAUUUUCUGUACAUUAAUGUCUAAACAUUAUACUUACUUUUUCAUAAUAAAGGAAAUUUUGGAACCAAA